AUGGUCAUUUUCUGCAGCAACACUCACACAGGAACAGCCCCUUCGCCGCCAGAGUCAGACAUUCCAGACACCGAAAACUCCAUCAUUCAAGCGGUGGUCCUCUCCGUCUGGGACAACAUUCUCGGACCCAGAACGCAGCACGUGUGGCGGACACAGUGUCAGGAACCGUUAACCACCGGCGUUAUACCGUACAUCUCCAACCACACUCUGUCCGGCGAGAUAUGUCGUUGCGGAGAAGAAGAAGAAACCGCUGGAAGUGUAGACUCCAAAUUCUACAUCCUACCCGACAAGGGCAUCAUCGCCAGUUGUUUUAUCUUUACGGGAAGGGCAGCUGUAGGUAGAAGCGUGUUCUCCAUGUCCAUUAUAUUACCGUUGUCAAAGUUGAAAGUGUACCUCCCGUGGCAUGACCUGUGUGGAGCCAGGCUGACUAAGAUUAUCCGGCAACUUCAGGUGGAUCUGGAAAAGAAUCAGGAUACUGGUGAUGUGAUGUCAUCCCUGUCUGCCAGUCUACUGCAGUUUGUCCGGCUGGUGUUGUCUCUACAGAGGGACUCGCUCAACCCUUCCAUGGAUUUAUCUGAGUCUGUGUUUGCUUCGGGCAAGGAAAGGAUGAUAGAAGAAGGCUUCCUCAGAAGGGCCAUCAUCUCACAUCUUCAAACCCUAGGCUGUUCAGUCGUGUAUGGCAAGUCUGAUAAAAUCAUCAACAUGGUGAUCCACACACUGGCAGCCUUCCUAAGCCCCACAGAGAGACAGAGGUCACGUGUCUGUGUGAGAAGCACAACUCCUCAUGUGUAUGAAGCUGACCUGUUUCUGCAGGGAAUCAUAGAGGACAAGAAAGGUGCUGGGUUGGAUCUGCCCAUGUUUGACGUGUUAACCAGUCAGUACCCGACCUCCCUCAUUAACCUGACAAACGCCGAGGUACGACAGACGCCACCGUUUCACGUACAUUCCGCCCGGAGACACGAGAUCCUCACGUUACAGAUGUACUCAGAUGGGGAUGAGAGUCCGCUGCCUGACAUGAGUAUAUUUGAGCUUGUGGACACAGAUGAGUCCUUUGUUCAAACAUUUUUGGCAGAGGUGUUCCAACUCCACCCGUCCUGCGGUGUACGCGAGGCAUACAUCGAAAACUUCUGCCGUAUGUUAGAGAGGAAGGCUCUUGCACUCAUUAAGUAUCUGGAGACAGAAACGGAUCAGGGUCAGCAGCCUCUGAAGCUUUCCAGUCUGAAGCGGAUCCGGAACGACCUGUCACUCAGACUGGAGGGGGACUUCUGCACCGUCCUGGCCGUGGCUGAGAAGAUGAAAGCAGGCGUGUACAACUUCUGGUACCACUCCGCCAUGCAGAGUACUGACCAGCUCAGGGACACGCUUGGCAGUCUGUAAAGAAAACGUUACAAUGACUCAAUUUUUUUUUAAUGGCUCUCGGUGGCAAAUGUUGACACAUCGGCGCACCGAAUCCGUGGUGUGUUUUUGGCACACAAUUAGACAGAUUAGCCUAAGAGUCAUCACUCCACCAUACAGGGAGGAAAGUUGUGUAAAGUGCCUUUCCCAAGGGCACAAUGUUGGGACAUGGUGAGAAUCGAACCUGGGACCUAUUGGUUCCAAGUCCAAUGCUCUAACUGUUGUGCCACUGAUGCCACUACACUGACUCAAUGACGUUUUGUUUUUUCACACAAUGGACAUCUAAUUUCAAAAUCGCUAAAAAAUGGAGCAUAACUUUUGCCUGCGAGUCUAUCAUUACAUUGAACAAGGCAUGCAGACACACCUGUUUUGGGUACUGAACACCAACCUGGUUCCACAUACAGGUAAACAUGCUUGUCCUUGGUGCUGAACACCAUCUACGUAAGGUAAACAUACCUGUCCUUGGUGCUGAAUACCAUCUACAUACAGGUUAACACACCUGUCCUUGGUGCUGAAAACUAUCCACACUUUGCUUUGUGAUUAUCAUAGUUACCUUGGACAGAACAUGAAGAACCAUAAUUGUUAUCAACGAAAAAUUAAUAAUUCUGCAAACUUCCAACAAAUUUUCAUCACCAUAGAACUCACAAUUAGACAGUCUAUUCCACGAAAUCCCUGUCAUUAUGAGAAGAAAUGUUUUGAGAUCGUAAAUUUAGACCUCUGACACCUUUGUGUGCUUGUUUAUAAAUAUUCGUACGGCUAAAUAGUAUAUGAAAU
Messenger RNA from Branchiostoma belcheri (Belcher's lancelet), 2169 nucleotides. RefSeq names its product protein C9orf72-like. The record is from RefSeq and is a predicted model, not a curated record. Gene Ontology annotation, cellular component: endosome; autophagosome. Lineage: Eukaryota; Metazoa; Chordata; Leptocardii; Amphioxiformes; Branchiostomatidae. The coding region runs from base 1 to 1377 and encodes 458 amino acids. Gene Ontology annotation, biological process: endocytosis; autophagy. Gene Ontology annotation, molecular function: guanyl-nucleotide exchange factor activity. The transcript is spliced from 10 exons.